UCUAAAGUACCUUGGAACAAUAUUAGAAAAUUAACAGACUUAGUGUAAAUUUUUGCUGUGGUUCAAAUUCAUUCUUCUGAAAAAUGCAAGGACUUCAAAAUACGCCUUUUACGAUUGAAAAUAUUCUAAGUGGAAGUGUAUUUUCUAAGCCUAAAAAGAAGGAAGAGAAAAGUGAUGAAAUGUCCUUCAGCGAAAUUUCGGAUCUACGCCUGAGUUCUGCGAGUCCUGAGCCUGCAGACUGUGUAGAUGUGGAGGGUACGGAUUCGGAUUCAGAAGUGUCCACAAUGUCACACGUUACUUCUGUUUGGACAUCAGAUGUUGAACUCCCCAGGAAAGUAUCUCAAGAGACAGAAUCUAACCAAGAUGCUUUACAAAACCAAGAGAGUGACAGACUGGACGAAGUACAAAUAAAACAGAUCCUACCAUGUAAACCAAGAAAGAAAAGAUCAAGAGCAGCGUUUUCGCAUGCGCAAGUUUUCGAGUUGGAGCGGCGUUUUCGGCACCAGCGCUACUUGUCCGGCCCUGAAAGGACCGAUUUAGCCAAUACCUUGAAACUGACAGAGACACAGAUAAAAAUAUGGUUUCAAAACAGACGUUACAAGACAAAACGGCGACAAAUUCAGGAACAAACGUGUAUAAACACUGCCAAAAAAGCAGACGUGACAUUGCUAAUAAAAGACGGGAAGCGGAUUUAUUCUAACGGAGAAGGUCAAAGGUCAAUGAUAUACCCAUCAGUACCAAUACCGAGUCAUCUAGACUAUCGUUAUUUUUACUUUGUGCAAUGAUUAUAGUUUUCAUUCAGUUACGUAUAAUUUGUUAUAUAAUUCACGCUUAGUUCCACGUGCUACAGACAGUUGCAUUCUUUGCAAUUUGUGAAGGGAAACAUUAAAUUUGUACUAGGAUGUUUUGCCCACAAAGUUCGAUCGUUAAAGUUCUUCACAAUGGAGUACCGACUGGCUCUUUCAAUGCAGUUCCGGAAAUGAAACACUUACUUUAUGGGAUAACAGAAUAGCCUUCUUAAUUCCUUAAUAAGUUAAGUGAAAUCUCGGAAAUUAAGUUAGUACCACACGAAACGACAAAGACUUUUUACACUUUGUCACCUUCAUAGUUCUCGAUGAAAAUGAAUUCCUCCUGCUAAUUAAUAAGAAAAUUUUAAAAACAUACUCUAGGAUUUGCAC
Molecule: messenger RNA, 1178 nt
Organism: Saccostrea echinata
Lineage: Eukaryota; Metazoa; Mollusca; Bivalvia; Ostreida; Ostreidae
Product: homeobox protein zampogna-like
Exons: 2
Coding region: 84-785 (233 amino acids)
Biological process (GO): regulation of transcription by RNA polymerase II; cell differentiation
Cellular component (GO): nucleus
Molecular function (GO): RNA polymerase II cis-regulatory region sequence-specific DNA binding; DNA-binding transcription factor activity, RNA polymerase II-specific
Source: RefSeq, a predicted model, not a curated record